AAAAACAACAAAGACUUGUUAAAAAUGAAAUCUUAAAAACAGCAAACUCUAGUACUUUCCCGGCUCUCUCUCCAAGCCCAGCUCUUCUCUCUCUCUCUCUCUCUCUCUCCGUGUGUGUGUUUUUUGUGAAAAAAAUAAAGGCCUUUCUUCCUUGUUCCGUUAUCGACGGUGACCUUUUGCCCACAUCGGAUCUGGGGUUUCUUCGUUAUCUGUUAAAGUAAUUGCAGGGUUUUGUUCAUUGUUGGGGUUAUUGUUAUUUUUGCUGAGAAAAGACAAGUGUGUAAUUGUUGUUUUUUGGUUGAUUCUUAGUGGAAAGGCGGGCAGGUCGUGUAAAACAAGUUAAACUGCAAUUAUUGGAGAUUUAUUGCCAUUAAUCGUGACUUAAAUUGGAAAUUGUUGUUUGCUUAAUGAAGGUGGAUGUUUUUGUGGUCACUUUUUGCAUUUGAAGUUAAUAUAUAUAGCAAAGAGGAAAUUUUUAUUAUGGGUUGACUUUGAAGACCCAAGUUUUGGUGGUGUUCUCACUGUUCUGGAUAUAUUGGGAUUUUAUUAUUUGGAGUGUGGAGCAAAGGGAAAAAUUAGAUUUGUUUUUGUGGGGUUAAUGGAUCAUACGAUUCCAAGAGAGAAAGAUUUUGAAGUUGAUCUUGAAAGUGGGGUAACAAUUAGUGAAGAAAAUUCAAGCAAAGUCCCUGUUUUGGGUGCUGUAAAGCAGGCAAAGACAUUGCUAGGGAAGAUUUGCAGCAGGUUUGUUGAUGGUUCAAUCAAUAGCGAAGAUACAGAUAGCUUGUGUGGCAACGUGUUAAAUUCUGAUGGAGUUUCUCCUGAGAAUGUUAAGGUGGUUAACAACAAGGUAUUGGAGGGGGAACAGCCCAAAGAUUAUGUGGAGAAGACACCGAUGAGGGAGAAACGUAAAAAGACAAGCAAUAAAAAGGCUCCAAAACCUCCAAGACCUCCGAGAGGUCCAUCAUUGGAUGCAGCUGACCAAAAGCUUAUUAGGGAGAUCUCUGAACUUGCCAUGUUGAAGCGUGCUAGGAUUGAGCGGAUGAAAGCCUUGAAGAAGAUGAAAGCUUCUAAGUCACAAUCUUCAAAUAGCAGCAGCAUAUUUGCCAUGGUGUUGACUGUUCUCUUCUGUCUUGUGGUAAUCUUUCAAGGAAUGUCAUCUAAAACAAGUUCACCAGUAAGCUUCCAGGGUUCUCCUGUGUCAGCAAGAGCAACAGAGGGUGGUUUGAUUUCAGUUCAGUACUAUGCAUUUCCAUCUGCAAGUGAGCCUGAUGGACCUGGUUCUGGUUCUCCUAAUUUAGUAGAGCAGAUUGCUGGAUCAGAUCCGUCGGAAAAGUUGACAAGAGUUGUGGGAUGAAAUGGGGCAUUAGGGAAGAGAAUUCCAAGUCUAUACUGAAAAUUUUUGGAGUUGCUCUUGCAGUUUUUCUACAAACCAUUUUUCCUUGCACUUUUCUUGCACGUGAUCUUUUGAAUCUGAAGUAUUCGGGUAAUUUAUCCCUCAUACUGUAUAUUCUUUAAAAAUUGGGGGGGCGGGGGGGCGGGGUGAGUUUGAUUACUGUACAAGUAUUAUUACUAUUUCUAUUGGUGAUGCCAAAUGCGUUUUAUAAGUUGCCUCCUUAGCAACAAGCCAGGCUGAAUUCUGUUCAAUUUAUUGGUUAUUUUGUAAGGAUAUUUUAUGAAACUCAGAGUUGGAGUAAGUUUUCUUUACAGCUUUGCCAAAUUCAAGUGAAUAACUCAUUCUUGAA
Quercus robur (English oak) is the source of this 1742-nucleotide messenger RNA. RefSeq lists its product as uncharacterized. Lineage: Eukaryota; Viridiplantae; Streptophyta; Magnoliopsida; Fagales; Fagaceae. Bases 599 to 1354 code for a protein of 251 amino acids. The transcript is spliced from 4 exons. The record is from RefSeq and is a predicted model, not a curated record.